Messenger RNA from Thyridium curvatum, 1812 nucleotides. RefSeq lists its product as uncharacterized. The transcript has a single exon. Gene Ontology annotation, molecular function: DNA-binding transcription factor activity, RNA polymerase II-specific; zinc ion binding. NCBI's taxonomy places the organism in Eukaryota, Fungi, Ascomycota, Sordariomycetes, Thyridiales, Thyridiaceae. Bases 1 to 1812 code for a protein of 603 amino acids. The record is from RefSeq and is a predicted model, not a curated record. Gene Ontology annotation, biological process: regulation of DNA-templated transcription.
AUGUCCCCACCAGGAGGCAACAUCCUAGAGCAUCGGCCUCCCUCUUACCGAGGGAGGGUUCGUAGCGGAUGCCUUACAUGCCGAACGAGGAAGGUGAAGUGUGACGAAGCCCAGCCGGUAUGCCACAACUGCACAAGGCUGGAGAAGACCUGCGUCUACAAGCCCUGGAAGAGCAAGAGCCGCAUCCACCCCAGAAACUUGGGGCCGGGCGAGGCGAUUCCGGGCUCAUCUCCCACUCCGCCCUUGCCGGAUUCCACUGUCAUUCCGACACCAUCGCAAGACUCGCAGUCGGGCGAUGGCUGUGUCGAUGGCCUGGCUCCGGCGGACGAGUCGUUGACGAGGGUUCUCUACGAUCCGCUUCGGUCACCCCAAGAUGAAACUCUCGUCGGGGUACCUACCGAGCAUCCACAGAUAAGCAUUUGUCAUAACUCGAUAUCACAUGUAAUCCCGACACCGAUCACAAGCCACAGUCAAAAUGGUGACGCCGGCCGUCGUCCUGCGGCGCAGCAGGAGUCGCCAUCAGCCUUUGAUUGCAUCUCGCGGGAUGUUGAGCUCACGACGACGAUGGAUAAGCUCGCAGCCCGAGAGAGGCCUCAGGAACGGUGCUUCUCGUUCUUCCUCGAAAGGGUGGAUUGUGCUUGGAUAACACCGUUUGACCCGCUGAACUGGCGGCGAAUGAAGACUGCCGUCGUCGAGAUGGGCGUCUCAAACGAGGCAGUGUCAUCAUCUGUCAUAGCUAUCUCGACUCUGUAUAUUGGGCAGUUGCACGGGCUCCCGCUUUCCAAGGCAGCAGCGCUCUAUGAAUCAGCAAGGACGGAAUUCGAGAAUCUCAUGCGGGAUGAGGAUACGGACAUGCAGGUAGUAUUGGUCGUAGGGUUUCUCCUUUGCCUUUUCGCAUUCGUCCAUGCCGACAUUGCCCCAGUGCUCAAGAGCACCGACGAGAUAUUCCUGCGACGGUUAGAACAGCACACGGGCCGCCAGCUGCCUCUAUCACCACUUACGUCAAGGAUUAUAGCAUGGAUGAAACUGCUCCAGGUGUCCGCAUCGCGCGCGGGAGGGAUGGGGCUCAUGUCCGACGGCGUCUUCAACCUCCUGCCCAGCUUCGAAGCGGGAAUACCCGACAUCGAGCACCCGACAACUCACGGCAUGCCCGAUACAAGUAUAUCCCUGCAAGAGGUCCUCAGCAAACCUAUCUUUGAUUUCUACUUCCGACUCCAGAUGAUCUCCGGCGAGAUCUCGAGGUUGACGCAUUACCAUCGCUCUCGGACGAGGGGCGUGGACCAGGAGGAGGUGGCGCGAGAAAUGACGCGCUUGAAAUCAAAGCUCUCGGCGCUGUGGUCAAGCCGGUCGAACAUACAGCAACAAUCUCCCGAGGACCUGAAGAACCACCUGAGCCCCAGCAUCGCCGAUCCGAUCAUCGCCCUGAGCGCCGUCUGCGCCGCCGCCUACCACGCCGAGUUCAUCGAGAUCGGCCGUGUUCUCGGCGACCCCCUCGCCGAGUCGGCCGACGCAAAACACGCGAUGAGACAGGUGCGCGGGAUCGUCGACGGGAGCUGGAACGCAUUCGAGGGCAGAGGGCUGAAUCCCGGGUACCUCCGUCCGCUCUUCCUCUAUGCCAUUGAGUGCAUGGACUGGCAGGAGAACGACUGGGCUACGGAGAGGCUGCGAGAGAUCCGCGACCCGAUAUGCCGAAGCGAAUUCUUUGCGUCGUUUGGGAGAGCGCUCUCUGAUGCGCAGCUCUUCAAGGACCGGCGGGUCACGUCCAAGUAUUUCUGCAUACGGCAUUUUGGUGUGCCGCCUCCUUAUUUGUAG